Messenger RNA from Rattus norvegicus (Norway rat), 4433 nucleotides. Lineage: Eukaryota; Metazoa; Chordata; Mammalia; Rodentia; Muridae. The record is from RefSeq and is a predicted model, not a curated record.
UUAUCCAAACUAUUCCACAAAAUUGAAACAGAUGGAGCCCUACCGAAUUCCUUCUACGAAGCCACAAUUACUCUUAUACCUAAACCACACAAAGACACAACAAAGAAAGAGAACUUCAGACCAAUUUCCCUUAUGAAUAUCGACGCAAAAAUACUCAAUAAAAUUCUGGCAAACCGAAUUCAAGAGCACAUCAAAACAAUCAUCCACCAUGAUCAAGUAGGCUUCAUCCCAGGCAUGCAGGGAUGGUUUAAUAUAUGGAAAACCAUCAACGUGAUCCAUUAUAUAAACAAACUGAAAGAACAGAACCACAUGAUCAUUUCAUUAGAUGCUGAGAAAGCAUUUGACAACAUUCAACACCCCUUCAUGAUAAAAGUCCUGGAAAGAAUAGGAAUUCAAGGCCCAUACCUAAACAUAGUAAAAGUCAUAUACAGCAAACCAGUAGCUAACAUUAAACUAAAUGGAGAGAAACUUGAAGCAAUCCCACUAAAAUCAGGGACUAGACAAGGCUGCCCACUCUCUCCCUACUUAUUCAAUAUAGUUCUUGAAGUUCUAGCCAGAGCAAUCAGAAAACAAAAGGAGAUCAAAGGGAUACAGAACGGAAAAGAAGAGGUCAAAAUAUCACUAGUUGCAGAUGACAUGAUAGUAUAUUUAAGUGAUCCCAAAAGUUCCACCAGAGAACUACUAAAGCUGAUAAACAACUUCAGCAAAGUGGCUGGGUAUAAAAUUAACUCAAAUAAAUCAGUUGCCUUCCUCUAUACAAAAGAGAAACAAGCCGAGAAAGAAAUUAGGGAAACGACACCCUUCAUAAUAGACCCGAAUAAUAUAAAGUACCUCGGUGUGACUUUAACCAAGCAAGUAAAAGAUCUGUACAAUAAGAACUUCAAGACACUGAGGAAAGAAAUUGAAGAAGACCUCAGAAGACGGAAAGAUCUCCCAUGCUCAUGGAUUGGCAGGAUUAAUAUAGUAAAAAUGGCCAUUUUACGAAAAGCGAUCUACAGAUUCAAUGCAAUCCCCAUCAAAAUACCAAUCCAAUUCUUCAAAGAGUUAGACAGAACAAUUUGCAAAUUCAUCUGGAAUAACAAAAAACCCAGGAUAGCUAAAGCUAUCCUCAACAAUAAAAGGACUUCAGGGGGAAUCACUAUCCCUGAACUCAAGCAGUAUUACAGAGCAAUAGUGAUAAAAACUGCAUGGUAUUGGUACAGAGACAGAAAGAUAGACCAAUGGAAUAGAAUUGAAGACCCAGAAAUGAACCCACACACCUAUGGUCAGUUGAUUUUUGACAAAGGAGCCAAAACCAUCCAAUGGAAAAAAGAUAGCAUUUUCAGCAAAUGGUGCUGGUUCAACUGGAGAGCAACAUGUAGAAGAAUGCAGAUCGAUCCAUGCUUAUCACCCUGUACAAAGCUUAAGUCCAAGUGGAUCAAGGACCUCCACAUCAAAGCAGACACACUCAAACUAAUAGAAGAAAAACUAGGGAAACAUCUGGAACACAUGGGCACUGGAAAAAAUUUCCUGAACAAAACACCAAUGGCUUAUGCUCUAAGAUCAAGAAUCGACAAAUGGGAUCUCAUAAAACUGCAAAGCUUCUGUAAGGCAAAGGACACUGUGGUUAGGACAAAACGGCAACCAACAGAUUGAGAAAAGAUCUUUACCAAUCCUACAACAGAUAGAGGCCUUAUAUCCAAAAUAUACAAAGAACUCAAGAAGUUAGACCGCAGGGAAACAAAUAAUCCUAUUAAAAAAUGGGGUUCAGAGCUAAACAAAGAAUUCACAGCUGAGGAAUGCCGAAUGGCUGAGAAACACCUAAAGAAAUGUUCAACAUCUUUAGUCAUAAGGGAUAUGCAAAUCAAAACAACCCUGAGAUUUCACCUCACACCAGUAUGAUUGGCUAAGAUCAAAAACUCAGGUGACAGCAGAUGCUGGCGAGGAUGUGGAGAAAGAGGAACACUCCUCCAUUGUUGGUGGGAUUGCAAACUGGUAAAACCAUUCUGGAAAUCAGUCUGGAGGUUCCUCAGAAAAUUGGACAUUGAACUGCCUGAGGAUCCAGCUAUACCUCUCUUGGGCAUAUACCCAAAAGAUGCCUCAACAUAUAAAAGAGACACGUGCUCCACUAUGUUCAUCGCAGCCUUAUUUAUAAUAGCCAGAAAAUGGAAAGAACCCAGAUGCCCUUCAACAGAGGAAUGGAUACAGAAAAUGUGGUACAUCUACACAAUGGAAUAUUACUCAGCUAUCAAAAACAACGAGUUUAUGAAAUUCGUAGGCAAAUGGUUGGAACUGGAAAAUAUCAUCCUGAGUGAGCUAACCCAAUCACAGAAAGACAUAUAUGGUAUGCACUCAUUGAUAAGUGGCUAUUAGCCCAAAUGCUUGAAUUACCCUAGAUCCCUAAAACAAACGAAACUCAAGACGGAUGAUCAAAAUGUGAAUGCUUCACUCCUUCUUUAAAUGAGGAAAAAGAAUACCCUUGGCAGGGAAGGGAGAGGCAAAGACUAAAACAGAGACUGAAGGAACACCCAUUCAGAGCCUGCCCCACAUGUGGCCCAUACAUACACAGCCACCCAAUUAGACAAGAUGGAUGAAGCAAAGAAGUGCAGACCGACAGGAGCCGGAUGUAGAUCGCUCCUGAGAGACACAGCCAGAAUACAGCAAAUACAGAGGCGAAUGCCAGCUGCAAACCACUGAACUGAGAAUAGGUCCUCUAUUGAAGGAAUCAGAGAAUGAACUGGAAGAGCUUGAAGGGGCUCGAGACCCCAAAAGUACAACAAUACCAAGCAACCAGAGCUUCCAGGGACUAAGCCACUACCUAAAGACUAUGCAUGGACUGACCCUGGACUCUGACCCCAUAGGUAGCAAUGAAUAUCCUAGUAAGAGCACCAGUGGAAGGGGAAGCCCUGGGUCCUGCUAAGACUGAACCCCCAGUGAACUAGUCUAUGGGGGGAGGGCGGCAAUGGGGGGAGGGUUGGGAGGGGAACACCCAUAAGGAAGGGGAGGGGGAGGGGGAUGUUUGCCCGGAAACCGGGAAAGGGAAUAACACUCGAAAUGUAUAUAAGAAAUACUCAAGUUAAUAAAAAAAAAAAGAGAUUUCAUCUUAAAAAAAAAUAAAAAAAAAUUAGAGUCAUGAUAAAUGGUAGGAUUUUUAAGGUUAUUAUGCAUAAAAAUAUCUUACGUCUGUGGCCAUCAAUUAUGGUAUAGGUAUAUUUGGCAGUCUCUACAUGAUUCCACCUCUAAAUGACCUAAUUUUUGUACUGUCGUGCUGUCAUGUGACACUUUACCAUCCCUAAAUAUAAUAUUUGAUAAGAGAGAAACCCUAAGCAUUAAAGAACAAUCUUUUGAGAUUUUACUAGAGGAAUAGAAAACAUUCAGAGAACAAAAGGUGAUCUUCUCUUUUGUCAGUCUAUGACAAAUGCUUUUUCAUGUAAAGAGCAAAGUCACAGAGCCUAGAAUGCUCAUAAAACUAGUGUUUGUGUUAUUUGAGUCAACUGUGUGAUGACACUAAGAAGUUGGAUAGAAGAAUGAAGAGCUCAAAUUUGGAGUAUGCAUGACUUUUCACGUGGAAAAAAACUUGAAUUUUGGUGUAUGUUUGAUUAGAGCAGAAGGCACAUGCUACACAAUCUCUGUGAUUCCAUCAACUACACUCAAUAUAAUAUCAAUAUGCCAUGAGCACAUCUUCUCAUGAAAGAUUAGAAUACAAAUUUGAAAUUUUCCUGAACUCAGAAAAUUAUACCUGACUCUGAUGGUCUUGUGACACCAGUCCUUUUUAAUUCACUAUAAAAACCAGUGAUAUUCUGCUACAGAGACAUUCAAAUACUUGAGUAUUGCAUGAGUAACUUUUCAUCAUUCAAUUAAAUACUAAUUUUUAAGAAUAUGUGGGAGUAUAUAAAGUAUUUUUCAAAUUUAAUUAUACUACACAAUAUUACUGGGAAGAGAUAAAUCUGUGUACUUUUAAAACACAGAUAAAAUCAGAUCAUCUUGGGAAGAAGAAUGUCUAGGAUAAAUAAGAUCUUGUCCUGUCCACAUUCUUUUUUUUUUUUUUGGUUCUUUUUUUUUCGGAGCUGGGGACCGACCUGUCCACAUUCUUAUAAGAAGACAUGCACCUCUGUCCUGCCCCAUGGACCUUGUGGAGUCUCGAACAUCGCAGAUCAAAACAUAAAGUGCGCUGGUGCUGGAUGGAGGGCCCAUUGGUCCGGCCCUGUGGGCUCACACGAGGUUAGAGGUAGCUCGCAAGGUCCUGCUGCGCAAGCGCGUCCAAGAUGUCCAUGCUUCUGCAUCUACACAAUGGCUGGCAGGUAGACCAGGCAAUCCAUUCAGAGGAGGACUGUGUGGUCGUCAUUCACUUCGGACACGACUGGGACCCCACUUGCAUGAAGAUAUACAAAGUUCUGUACAGAAUCGCCGAAACGAAAUGGAAGAUAGUGAGAGAUCUUCCUCAUCCUGUAUGA